Messenger RNA from Cyclocybe aegerita, 957 nucleotides. NCBI's taxonomy places the organism in Eukaryota, Fungi, Basidiomycota, Agaricomycetes, Agaricales, Hemipholiotaceae. The record is from the annotation of a GenBank genome assembly.
AUGUCAGGAAAUUCUGCUUUCCUCCCCAGCCUUCUCUCUCACAAAAUGGCACCAUCUUCCGACUUUCACGCAUUCCAGACCGCUCUCCGCGCCGCAAGGAACAUCAUUGCAGUCGCAGGCGCCGGUCUCUCCGCUGCAUCGGGCAUCCCAACCUUUCGAGGGGCUGGUGGCAUGUGGAGGAAAUACGAUGCCAUGUCCCUAGCCACGCCAGAGGCUUUCGAACGCUCACCCAUCCUCGUCUGGCAGUUCUACCACUACCGUCGAGAAACGGCCUCUAACGCGAGUCCCAAUGACGCACAUCGAGCCCUCUCCGCGUUUUCCCGAUCCUCACUAAGAAAACAAGUUGCGCCACAUUCAAAUUUCACCCUGAUCACCCAGAACGUCGAUGGCCUCAGUGUCCGAGCAAACCAGGAACUUGCUGCGGUCCAGCCCGACCCCAACGAUCAACCGAAUCUGAUUGAGAUGCACGGCCGACUCUUUGAUGUCCUCUGCAACAAUCCGACAUGUGGCCACGUCGAAUUCAAUACGAACUCUCCCAUUUGUGAAGCUCUUGGGGGCACCGAAAAACUUGUCGAACAACACGUCGUUGAUCCUGAUAUUCAAGUGAAAGAUCUUCCCCAUUGUCCAAAGUGCGGUGGGCUCGCGCGGCCAGGCGUCGUCUGGUUCGGAGAACGGCCCCAUCAGCUGGAUGAAAUUGACGAUUUGGUCGCGGAAGCAGAUCUUUGCCUCGUCGUAGGAACUUCGUCGACGGUGUACCCCGCUGCGUCAUACGCCGAGGAAGUCGAGCAGAACGGCGGAAAGGUAGCCGUAUUCAAUUUGGAACGAAGCCACGGUGAUAACCAGGCUCACUUCCUCUUUCUGGGGCCUUGUGAGGAAACUUUGCCAAAAGCAUUGGGGUUUCGAGUUGCAGAGGACGGAAGUGUUGCCGUCGACGUCGGCGUAACUGACGCCACUUAA